This is a messenger RNA of Ilex paraguariensis (yerba mate), 300 nucleotides long. The record is from the annotation of a GenBank genome assembly. NCBI's taxonomy places the organism in Eukaryota, Viridiplantae, Streptophyta, Magnoliopsida, Aquifoliales, Aquifoliaceae.
AUGGAGAGUGCGCUCGCGAGCGCCUCUGCGAUUAGUGACCAGAGGCAGAAGAUCGAACAGUACAAAAACAUCCUCUCCUACGUCAUCGCAUCAAAUGACAUUGCGCAGGCGAAAAAGUUCAUUGAUCACAUUAACACGUUUGAUACUUCUCUUGAAUGUCAGUUUUAUCGGUCAUGUGCCGUUGGUGGUCUCGCGGCAGCUUUUACGGACGUUGGCGCAGGAGUUGGGGAGGUUGCCCAUUAUAUACUCAAUCAGAUUGAGCUUCGAGUUGUAUCAUUCGAAGAACAGGUUCGUUUCUAG